AUAGGCCACCGAGAACAGUUCUCAUCCAGCCACAGAUCUUCGCACAUCACCAUCAUGCUGGUCGUUAGAUUCAGAUCGCCUUGGCUUGUGGCCGUCGUGGUGGUGCUUCUGGUGGCACUCGUCUCCGCCGGAAAGUCGCGUCAUCGGUCGCGUGUCAAUUGCCCCACGAUCAAGCUGAAGCGGCAGUGGGGCGGCAAGCCAUCGUUGGGACUCCACUACCAGGUGCGUCCCAUCCGCUACGUGGUCAUCCAUCACACGGUCACCGGCGAGUGCAGCGGACUGGUCAAGUGCGCCGAGAUUCUGCAGAACAUGCAGGCCUAUCAUCAGAACGACCUGGAUUACCACGAUAUUAGUUACAACUUUCUGAUCGGCAGCGACGGAAUUGUAUACGAGGGCACUGGCUGGGGAUUACGAGGAGCCCACACCUAUGGAUACAAUGCCAAUGGCACGGGCAUAGCCUUUAUCGGCAACUUUGUGGACAAGCUGCCAACGGAUGCAGCUCUCCAGGCAGCCAAGGAUCUGCUGGCCUGCGGAGUGCAACAGGGGGAGUUGAGCGAGGAUUACGCCCUGAUAGCCGGCUCCCAGGUGAUCAGCACCCAGAGUCCCGGACUGACGCUAUACAACGAGAUCCAGGAGUGGCCGCACUGGCUCUCAAAUCCGUAAAUCGAAUACGAAGAAUUGCAGUUAGACGCCAGCAUAAACAACACAUCAGUUUAGUUAUGAAAAAACGCCAUAUAAAAUCCCUA
Molecule: messenger RNA, 746 nt
Organism: Drosophila santomea
Lineage: Eukaryota; Metazoa; Arthropoda; Insecta; Diptera; Drosophilidae
Gene: PGRP-SA
Product: peptidoglycan-recognition protein SA
Exons: 3
Coding region: 55-663 (202 amino acids)
Biological process (GO): innate immune response; peptidoglycan catabolic process
Molecular function (GO): N-acetylmuramoyl-L-alanine amidase activity; zinc ion binding; peptidoglycan binding
Source: RefSeq, a predicted model, not a curated record